Raphanus sativus (radish) is the source of this 2203-nucleotide messenger RNA. Its product is annotated as cytochrome P450 71B14. Gene Ontology annotation, molecular function: monooxygenase activity; oxidoreductase activity, acting on paired donors, with incorporation or reduction of molecular oxygen; iron ion binding. NCBI's taxonomy places the organism in Eukaryota, Viridiplantae, Streptophyta, Magnoliopsida, Brassicales, Brassicaceae. The transcript has 2 exons. The record is from RefSeq and is a predicted model, not a curated record. The coding region runs from base 619 to 2109 and encodes 496 amino acids.
ACCGAGUCAAACCGAAUUAACCGAAACGAACCGAGUCAAAACCGAACCAAACUAGUAAUAGUUUACUUCGAUAAGAAAAAUUCUAGAACCGAAUUAACCAAACCGAACCGAACCGAAACCGAAUCCAUAAAAUAACCGAAGUGCCACUCAUAUUACUUAUAGUAUUUAUAUUAUGUUCAAAGAUAAUAAUCUAGAAUAAGUAGAUUACAUUUAAUAUUUAGUUUUAUGUUUGGUUUCACGUUUAAACACAGAAAUUAUUGAUUUAGUUCUAUAUUGGAUUUAGUUCACAUAAUUUAUUUUUUAUUUUCACCAACAUGAUGAUUUUAUGACCAUGCGUUGAUGUUUCAAAACAUGAUUUCUUUUAAAAGAACUAAACUAAGAAAAUUCGAUUAAACCGAACCGAAACACAAACUGAACCGAAUACAAACCAAACCGAACCCAAACCGAACUAAAUAUGGUUUACUUCAACUUAAAAUUUUCUAGACCCGAAUUAACCAAACUGAACCGAACACGAACCGAAUCUUUAAAAUAACCGAAGUGCACACCCCUAAUUUAUUCACUUAACAUAUGCUAAUAUUUAUGUAAAAGAAUAACUAUGCCUUUUGUGUAGGAAGCAAAAUGAGUUUGUGGUAUAUCAUCGUAGCAAUAAUAUUCUUUGCAUCUGUACUCGUUGCAAAGAAAACCAGAAAGACAGAGAAAAAUCUGCCUCCUGGACCACCAAGACUUCCUAUAAUUGGCAACUUGCACCAAUUAGGAUCCAAACCUCAUCGUUCCAUGCUCAAGUUAUCUGCAAAAUAUGGAUCUCUAAUGUCCCUCAAAUUCGGAAACGUGUCAACCGUUGUGGCGUCAAGUCCGGAGACAGUGAAGGAUGUCUUAAAGACCUUCGACGCAGAUUGUUGUUCGCGACCUUUUCUGACUUAUCCUGCAAGAGUUUCAUACAAUCUAAAUGACCUCGCCUUUUCUCCAUAUAGCAAAUAUUGGAGGCAAGUACGGAAGAUGACGGUUAUUGAACUCUACACAGCAAAAAGGGUCAAAUCUUUUCGACAUAUAAGAGAAGAAGAAGUUGCUUCCUUCGUCGAUUUCAUAAAGCAAUCUGCCUCACUGGCCAACCCGGUUAACAUGAACAAGACGUUGAUGAAGUUGUCUGGGAGUGUGAUUUGUAGAGUCGGAUUUGGGAUGAAUCUUAAAGGGAGCAAACUCGAGAAUACUUAUGAGGAAGUCAUUCAAGGAACCAUGGAGGUGUUGGGGAGUUUCGCUGCAGCAGAUUACUUCCCGGUCAUUGGUAAAUUAAUCGAUAGGAUCACAGGGUUACAUAGCAAAUGUGAGAAGGUUUUUAAAGCAAUGGAUGCAUUUUUCGAACAAGCUAUAAAGCAUCACCUAGAAGAUGAGAGCCUUAAGGAUGAUAUCAUUGGCUUGCUCCUCAAAAUGGAAAGGGGAGAGACUGGACUUGGGGAGUUUCAACUUACACGAAACCACACCAAAGGAAUUCUUCUUAAUGUGCUUAUUGCUGGAAUAGAUACUUCUGGCCACACGAUAACAUGGGUGAUGACUCAUUUGAUUGCUAACCCAAGAGUUCUGAAGAAAGUCCAAGCAGAGGUGAGAGAAGUUAUAAAAGAUAAAAACGAUAUCACAGAAGAAGAUAUAGAGAAAAUGGAGUAUCUCAAAAUGGUGAUUAAAGAAACAUUUAGGAUAAACCCACUUGUGCCGAUUCUUGUUCCAAGAGAGGCUUCGAAAGAUGUAAAGAUGGGAGGUUACGACAUUCCAAAAAAGACAUGGAUCCAUGUCAACGUAUGGGCUGUUCACAGGAAUCCAAAGAUUUGGAAAGAUCCAGAAGCUUUUAUCCCCGAGAGGUUCAUGGACAAUGAGAUAGACUACAAAGGUCUAGAUUUUGAGUUGUUGCCGUUUGGUAGUGGAAGGAGGAUGUGCCCUGGUAUGGGUAUGGGUAUGGCUUUGGUACACUUGACUCUUAUCAAUCUUCUUUACUGUUUCGAUUGGAAGCUUCCAGAAGGAAUGGAGGCAAAAAAUGUAGAUCUUGAAGAAUCAUAUGGACUCGUCUGCCCUAAGAAAGUUCCACUUCGCCUUAUCCCAGUUAUAACAACAUGGACUUGACUUCAAUGUAUAUUUUCAUGUUAAAAAUGUAUCCUUUAGAGGUUUUUAAAGGUCUUACCAAUAUCAAUAAUCAUUGAAGAAAUUCUUUGAUGAA